GGAAUGUCUGAGCAUGGGCUUGAGCGUGGGUGCGAGUGAUACGUGAAAAUUCUGAAGUUUUUGCUUUUAAAGAAGAUAGAAAAUGGCUGUGGCUAAUGAUUUCAGGAAGAAAUUCGUCCUCCAAUGUAUAGAAAAUUUCUUCGACAUCUCAAACAUCGACGACCUCCUCCUGGACAACGCCGCCCUUGAGCGUUUCCUCAACGACCAAUUUUGCACGAAAUUUUGCGUGCGGCGCACCCCUGAAGCCAGCAUCGACGGACACCGAAUCACCUUCUCAAACGAGGUUUCCUGCAAACACAACGACCAGCUCAUCGUCUUCUUCAAAACCAGGACGGAGGAGCUGACCGCGGACAAUUUGCACGAUGUCAUCAGCACCGCCACCCUCGCCGGAGGGGCGGUCACCUCGUUUCUGCAGACGAUCCAGAAUAUUUACAUCCCAGCUAUUAUUCAAGGUGACCACAAAGCGAGUCAGGGCAUUAGAGAGGCUCUUGUGCAGCUGGAGACAAAAUUGAAAGGGGAAAUCCAGGAAAUUGAAUCUGUAGCUGGUGAGGACUGA
Messenger RNA from Cloeon dipterum, 556 nucleotides. RefSeq names its product cytoplasmic dynein 2 heavy chain 1-like. The record is from RefSeq and is a predicted model, not a curated record. The coding region runs from base 83 to 556 and encodes 157 amino acids. The transcript is spliced from 3 exons. NCBI's taxonomy places the organism in Eukaryota, Metazoa, Arthropoda, Insecta, Ephemeroptera, Baetidae.